GUCCUGCAUUAGCUCCCUACUACGGUCCUGCCUGGGAAGAUCCCACCCAGAAACUGCCUUAUUUUCUGCACAGGGAGCAGGAAGAGCUGCAGACAGGCAGCUGGCUCUGCCAUGCAGGUAAAUGUUUGACUGGAUAUUUGUCUGUUGGGUGCUGGGAAGAGAAUUGGACAGAACACCAGCCCGGAGGAAGCAGUCAUAACCAGGAGCCCCAAGGAGCCCCAGGAACAACCCCGAGACGUUCCAUCCACCAGCACAUUGCCCACCUGGGCUCCAGGUGGCCUGUUCCCAGCCAGAUGCUCACUGCAAAUGCAAGGACCAGGCAGCUAAAUGUCACCUGUACCAGUUCAGUGGACAUGGAGCUCUUUCUCCAUUACUCCCUCAUCCCAUCACUUCUCAUCAUUCUGGUCUUGUCCUUCCUACAAAGAAGAAAGCAUUGUAGACAGAGCGACGAUACCUCCUACCUCUUGGGGGACCACUUUGGAAUCAUCAUGCCUCUGGACUUCGUGGGGACUUUUAGUAACCGAUGGUCCUAUGGAAUCGCCUUUGGGGCCACAGCCAAUAAGGUCAUGUUCUUGUUCUCAGAAGGCUACCAGCCCCUGCAGGUCCCGCAGUGGGCCCAAGCCUUUGUGCUUCUGAUUGGAGGCAUCGAAGUUGGCCUGUCCUACUUCCCUUUCUUUGCCUGCCUCUCGUCGGAGUUCCGGCUGCUCAGCUCCAUCCUGGGCUUCUGCUACUCUCUGAUCUGGUUUGUUGUCACCAUUGUUCGAAUCUCACAGUGUCCCCAUGGGCAGUUUGUGGGGAGGUACGAGGCCCUGCUGUUCAACUGGCCCUCACUGCUGUGCCUGGCUUUCUUGCUUGGCCGCUUCCUGCACUUGUUUGUCAAGGCUCUGAGGGCCCACCUGGGCUGGGAACCCCAGGCGGAAGAAAAGCCCCUACUGGAAGUCCACCAGGCCAAGCACGUCAAGCAGCUCCUGAGGAAGGCCUGCCCACAAGAGAGAAAAAAGUCUUGGUUCCAAGCCAGGGUAUAUGAUUGGGACCCCUGUUUUCAAUUCCCAAGCAGAAUGAUUGGUACUAUUGUGUUGGCUUUCAUCUGCCUGUACCUUUUCAUCAUCAUUGAGUUCUGCAUGUUCGUGUACGUGAGAGACGAACUGGAUGUGUUUGAAGGCAAGCUAGAGAGUUAUGACGCCUUUAUGAACCAGACAGGGACCCUGACCCCAACCAUCCUGCAAGUGAAGGAGCUGAUCAGUAUCUCCAAAGGAGUUUGGGUGGCAACCAUCUUGCCUGCCUCUCUCACAAGUGUGAGCUAUCUGUUCCAUAUUUUGGCCUGUUACAGAAAGCACAUGAAGAGGCUGUGGGCAGGAAAUAAGCACUUUCUCCCUUUGAGGUUCCACAAUCCGUCCCCGACAGCGAGUGUGGUGGCCAUCGCAAGGUACUCUGGCUGGCAGAUAGCUUAUAUUCUGUGGGGCUACCUCAUCAUCCAUGUGAUGCAGAGCCUGUGUGGCCUGAUGAUCAUGUACGGCCUGGUGCUUCCUGUCACCCACCACAGGGGCCUGGAGAUGCUCCGAGGGCUGGGCGUUGGGAUCCUCACCAUCUCCAUCGUCGUGGGCCUCAUGAUCCUGCAGGUGUGGAUUGCGGCCAGCUUCUUCCUGCAGCCCAAGCUGGGCCCAGAUGACCAGCAGAAGCCCUUGGCUCUCAACAACCGGAAAGCCUUCCACAACUUCAACUACUUCCUGUUCUUCUACAACGUGCUGCUGGGCCUGGGUGCCUGCCUCUCCAGGUUGCUCAUCAGUUGCAUCCUGGGCACGUGGCUGAUUGCGCGCAUUGACAGGACCAUCAUGCAGAGUGGCUAUGAGGGAGCAGACAUGGGGUUCAGCGCAUGGAUCGGCAUGCUGUACAUGGACCAUUAUCACACCAACCCCGUGCUGGUCAGCUUUUGCCACCUCCUGAUCACAAGCCACAGGGAGAGGAAGCUGAAGAAGUCCGUCAGAUACUGGUGCCUAGACCAAUCAGCCGGUCCCCGCAUCUCAGCUAGGUCCAGAACAAGGUGGUUCCUGCUGCAGACCCUGAUCAACAACCCCAGACUCGUCAUGCUCAGAAAAUCAAAAUCAGGGCAUGGUUCCUGGGAAUUACCCAGAUUCUGCCUGACAUGCUCAGAGAGCUGAUGCUGGCCACAAACAUCUGCUCCAAGGCCAGAUCAGGCCAUCUUCGCCUGAGAGAAGGCUCAGUCUAACCAGCAGCUGUUCCCUGGGAUGGGAGAGGAUGGUACAGGCACUGUCCACACAGAUGGCAGACAGCAUUGACCACUUGUGGGAUGGCCACCUGGGUUGAGAGUCGAAGUCUCAGAACUAUUUUUCUCUUUUAGCAAAAAAAAAAAAAAAAAAAAAAAAAAGAUAAAAAACUAAAGAAAAGUUUGUUGAGCAAACUUUAUCCACUGAUUCUUCUACGAUCUGUAUUAAUAGGCAGUCUUGGGAAGUUACCUGUUAAGAAGCACAAAGUUUGACUCCAAGGCAGAACUUUGUCACUGAAGAAGGUGGUAAAAUGUUUACAUCAGAAACUCUGUUUUUCUAGAACAGAGUGUGGUCCUUGAUCCAAUGGGGUCCUCAUUGCUUUCUUCUUUCCAGGCUCUAGGGUGGUGGGAGAGAAGGAAACCCAUCCAGCCCCCAAGCUGGGAAGAUGAGCAGGCACACUGUCCCACGGCUGCUGGGUUGAGGAGUAGAUCAGAGCUGACCUGGGCCUGGCUCACAGAGAAGAUGCUCAGACUCUCUGACAAGGGUGGGAUCACCUAGGAAAACUACCUGUCUGAUGAAGCAGAGGCAGGCGAGGCAGGCAUUCCAGGCAGGGGACAAUAAGCAGACCAGCCCCAGUGUUUUUGAUGAGGAUGAACCCUGAAGCAUGUGAGGGUGUGGGGUGCCAUGGCUGGUUAGGACCACUCCAACGACACACAAAUGCCAGUUGGGAGACCUGGGCAUUUGUUCUUGUGCAGAGUCCAGUAUGUACCCAAAUUUUUAAUGCUCAAGCAUAAAGCCUGGGAUGACCCAAGACCUGUGUAAAGUUUGUUCAAAGUCCCUCAUGAGCCUGGGAAAGUGCCAUGAGGGCCCCACCAACAUUGUAGAGGAAAAUCCCCAUCCACCUCAUGAGUCCCAGAGUGAUUGUAAUUUGGUUAUCAUUAUUAAGUACUUGAUAUAAACUCAGUCUUAUGGCUAGGUAUGUUUGCCAGAGUUAUCUCUUUUAGCUUAAUCUCUUCAACCAAGCUUUGCCAUUCUGCAUUUAGAAACAAAACUAGGACCCCCCCAUAUGACCCUUAGAAGCUGUUUGACACUGGUCAAAUUACUUUGCCUUUCUCCAUUCACUUUUCUCAUCUAUAAAAAGAAACCCUCUAAGGUAAUAACACCCCACAUUAUUUUGAGAAUAAGUUGAGUUAAUAAAUAUACACACUCUAAAGUUAGUCUCUGUCUUAUCCUAAACUCUUUAAAGCAAAAGACUUGACUUGACAUUGGAUGUUGCUAUGACUUGAAUACGGGUAAUGUCUCCCAAAGGUUCACGUGUUAAAGCCUUGGUCUCCAGAGUGGCAUCUUUGGUGGACACUUUAGGAGGUGAGGCCUAGUGGGUAGUCCUUAGGUCAUCUGGGGUGUGCCUUCCAAGGGGACUGUGGGACCUGGGUCUCUUCUCCCUGUUUCUUGACUGAUGGAGUGAGCGGUUUUGCUUUACAUUUGCUCCUACCAUGUUGUUCAUUAGAGGCCCAAGGCAGUGGGUCACUUGAUUGUGAACUGGAACCUCUAUAACCAUGAGCCAAAAUAAACCUCUGCUCUUUAUAAGUUAAUUAUUUCAGAUAUUUUGUUGUUGUAGUAACAGGAAGCUGACUUAAACAGAUGUCAUUUCACAGAAAGACAACCACAUGGCUAACAAGUUUAAGAAAAGGUGCUUCAUAUUGUAACUUGUCAGUAAAACACAAAACCAUACUGUUAUACCACCACAUAAUGGCUAACAAUGAAAACUGGUGACACUAUCAAGUGUUGAUGGGGAUUCAGAGCCACAGGAACUCUCAUGCACUGUGGUUUGUGAAAACUGUUACAACCACUUAAAAAAAUUAUUUAAUGGUUUCUCCUAAAGAUAUACAUGUACAGACUAUGACCCAACAAUUCCAAUCUUAAGUAUAUAACCAAGAGAAAUGCCGACAUAUGUUCACCAUGCAAAAGAAAGAUCAGAGCAGCAUUAUAGAUAUAUUCCCAAAUUGAAAAAAACCAAUGUGAUUCAAUCCUAGAAAGGAUAAACAAAAUGGACUAUGUUUUUAAAUAAUGGAAUACAAUACAGAAAUAAACAUAUUUAAAAAUGUAUGGAACUCACAAACAUAAUGAAAGAAGUGCAACAUAAAAGAGUCUAAUCUGUGUGAUUCCGUUUAAAUAAACAU
Molecule: messenger RNA, 4405 nt
Organism: Sciurus carolinensis (gray squirrel)
Lineage: Eukaryota; Metazoa; Chordata; Mammalia; Rodentia; Sciuridae
Product: stimulated by retinoic acid gene 6 protein-like
Exons: 19
Coding region: 294-2159 (621 amino acids)
Biological process (GO): vitamin A import into cell
Cellular component (GO): plasma membrane
Molecular function (GO): signaling receptor activity; retinol transmembrane transporter activity
Source: RefSeq, a predicted model, not a curated record